UUGUCUGUCUGCAGAUUCUCCAGCGGCAGAUUCGCUGUUUGUUUGCCAUCUUGUUAUGCAGCUCGCCGCGGCGCGGAUCAGUCAGAGUGAAUAUGGAGUAAAUAUGAUUAUUAUCUGAUGAAUAUCUGCUCAUGUGUGUGUAGGCGUGUGUCGUGUCGAUCCACAGCAGAAGCCGAACUCACUCCACGAGGGUUUGGAGCCGCUUCCAUGGCUCAGGUUCUAGUUUGGCUGUGUGUUUUGAUAGCUAACAGCUAACAGAGAUCGAGUCACUCUCUGCGUUUAUUAUAUUUCAUGUGUGAAUGAUAUUAACCGAGAUCAAAUGAUGGCAGAAGACAUCCAGCACAAUCAGAAAUCAAACUUUAAUGGACUCACCAAACCAGCCAAAGCAGGAGCGUCUAAGAAACUGAUCAUAAAGAACUUUAAAGACAGACCGAAGUUGACUGACAGCUACACUGAGGACACGUGGCUGAAGCUGAGAGAUGCUGUGGGAGCGAUUCAGAACAGCACCUCCAUCCAGUAUAACCUGGAGGAACUCUACCAGGCCGUGGAGAAUCUGUGCUCGUAUAAAGUGUCGCCCAUGUUAUACAAGCAGCUUCGUCAAGUGUGUGAAGACCACGUUCGAGCUCAGAUCCAUCAGUUCAGGGAAGAAUCGCUGGACAGCCUGUCCUUCCUGAAGAGGAUGAACCGAUGCUGGCAGGACCACUGCAGACAGACGAUCAUGAUCCGCAGUAUUUUCCUCUUCCUGGAUCGGACGUAUGUCCUCCAGAACUCUCUGCUUCCCUCCAUCUGGGACACGGGGCUGGAGCUGUUCCGCACACACAUCGUGAGCGACAGUGGCGUUCAGAGCCGGACGGUGGAGGGGAUCCUGGAGCAGAUCGAGCGCGAGCGCAACGGGGAGACGGUGGACCGCAGUCUGCUGAGGAGUCUACUGGGCAUGCUCUCAGACCUGCAGGUGUACAAGGACUCGUUCGAGCAGCGGUUCUUAACGGAGACGACCCGUCUGUACGCCACAGAGGGACAGAGGCUCAUGCAGGACAGAGACGUUCCCGAGUAUCUUCAUCAUGUGGCGCGGCGUCUGGAGGAAGAGAACGACCGGGUCAUCAGUUAUUUAGAUCAGAGCACACAGAAGCCUCUGAUCGCCGCCGUGGAGAAGCAGCUGCUGGGCGAACACAUGACCGCCAUUCUGCAGAAAGGCCUGCGCACGCUGCUGGACGAGAGCCGCGAGUGUGAGCUGACGCUGCUGUACGAGCUCUUCAAUAAAGUCAAAGGCGGCCUGACGGCACUGCUGCAGUCCUGGAGAGAAUACAUCAAGAGCUCCGGCGGGGAGAUCGUCAGCUCUCCAGAGAAGGAUAAAGAGAUGGUGCAGGAGCUGCUGGACUUCAAGGAUAAGAUGGACCUGGUGAGCCAGCGCUGCUUCCAGAGGAACGACACCUUCAUCAACGCCAUGAAGGAAGCCUUCGAGAACUUCAUCAACAAGAGACCCAACAAACCCGCCGAGCUCAUCGCGAAGUAUGUGGACUCUAAACUGCGUGCGGGAAACAAGGAGGCCACAGAAGAAGAGCUGGAGAGGAUCCUGGACAAGAUCAUGAUCAUCUUCCGCUUCAUCCACGGGAAGGACGUGUUCGAGGCCUUCUAUAAGAAGGAUCUGGCCAAGCGUUUGCUGGUGGGCAAGAGCGCAUCGGUGGACGCAGAGAAGUCCAUGCUGUCCAAACUCAAACACGAGUGUGGAGCAGCGUUCACCAGUAAACUAGAGGGGAUGUUCAAAGACAUGGAGCUCUCUAAAGACGUCAUGAUCCAGUUCAAACAGUACAUGCAGAACCAGACUGAUCCCAGCAACAUCGAGCUGACCGUCAACAUCCUGACCAUGGGCUACUGGCCCUCAUACAUCCCGAUGGACGUCCAUCUGCCCGCUGAGAUGGUGAAGCUUCAGGAAGUGUUUAAGCUGUUCUAUCUGGGGAAACACAGCGGGCGUAAACUGCAGUGGCAGCCGACACUGGGUCACGCGGUGCUGAAGACGGAGUUCAAAGAGGGGAAGAAGGAGCUGCAAGUGUCUCUGUUUCAGACUCUCGUCCUGCUGAUAUUCAACGAGGCCGACGAGUGUUCGGUGGAGGAGAUCCGUACGGCCACAGGCAUCGAGGACGGCGAGCUCAAGCGCACUCUUCAGUCUCUGGCGUGUGGGAAAGCACGAGUCCUCAAUAAAACUCCCCGAGGGAAAGAGGUGGAGGACGCAGAUCGCUUCCACUUCAACAGUGACUUCAGACACAAACUGUUCCGCAUCAAGAUCAACCAGAUCCAGAUGAAGGAGACGGUGGAGGAGCAGGUGAGCACCACUGAGCGGGUGUUCCAGGACCGCCAGUAUCAGAUCGACGCUGCAGUGGUGAGGAUCAUGAAGAUGAGGAAGACCUUGAGCCACAACCUGCUGGUGUCUGAACUCUACAACCAGCUCAAGUUCCCGGUCAAGCCGGCAGACCUGAAGAAGCGCAUCGAGUCGCUGAUCGACCGGGACUAUAUGGAGCGGGACAAAGAGAACGCCAACCAGUACCACUAUGUGGCGUGAGCUCCGGGUUCCUCCGCAAGGGCUUCUGGGCCGAACCGGCGCGGCGCUCACUGGCGCUCGGCCUUCUGGGACGCUGAGCCACUCUAGCAUGAUUGCGAUUUGCGAAUGAGAUGCACUUUUCUUUGUGUUUGUUGUUCUUGGACUUUGUUUAGUGUGUGUGUCGAGUCUCUUCUACUGUAGCGCCACGUUACGUGUGUUUCUUUUAGACUUCGGUCGUCAUGAUGCCAGAAUCAUGUUGAUGAUGCGAGUUCUGAUGCUGCAGGGUUUGACAGUUACCCGCUCACACACACACACACACACACACACACACACACACACACACACACACACACACUGCUGAGACUCAGUGCAGCCUCUCAAACUCUCAUGAUAGACAGAAAUUAUUCUUUUGAUAACGCAAGUGUGUGUGUGAGUAUGAGAGAGUGUGCAUGCGUCAGUGUGUAUGAGU
Messenger RNA from Rhinichthys klamathensis goyatoka, 3005 nucleotides. It is a transcript of the gene cul4a, whose product is annotated as cullin 4A. The record is from RefSeq and is a predicted model, not a curated record. Gene Ontology annotation, molecular function: ubiquitin protein ligase binding. Gene Ontology annotation, cellular component: Cul4A-RING E3 ubiquitin ligase complex. Gene Ontology annotation, biological process: DNA damage response; ubiquitin-dependent protein catabolic process; protein ubiquitination. The transcript has 20 exons. Lineage: Eukaryota; Metazoa; Chordata; Actinopteri; Cypriniformes; Leuciscidae. The coding region runs from base 320 to 2557 and encodes 745 amino acids.